AUGGCGCAUACCCUUACCCAAGCUCGAGAGUGGAAUGCUACUCUCAAGUCCGCACGUCCGGAACUAGUUGCCCUCUUUGUUGGGGGCACUAGCGGUAUUGGAAGAAGUACAGCCAUCAAACUGGCCAGCUCCAUUGCCCGACCAACGGUUUACAUCGUUGGCCGUAAUGAGACAGCCGGUGCUCAGGUCGUGGAGGAGAUGAAAGCCGCCAACCAAAAUGGUUCUUAUUCCUUUAUCGCUGCUGAUGUAUCCGAUCUUCGCAAUGUGGAUACAGUUUGCCAGAAGCUCAAAUCUAACAUCAAAGCUCUGGACCUUUUGUUCCUGUCUUGUGGAGGCUUUACAUUUAGCAAGCAAGAGACCGACGCGAAGAUCGACGUCAAUCACAUCCUUCGAUACUACAGUCGCAUGCGGUUCAUCUACAACCUACUUCCUUCACUCGAAGCUGCCCAAAGCCCCCGCGUAGUCAGCAUUUUGGCAGGUGGCAAAGAAACCAAAAUCCAGGAGGACAAUCUGGAUCUCCAGAAAGAAUUCUCUUUAUCCACCAGCAACGGCUACCCAGCGACUAUGACAUCUCUGGUAUUCGAGGUUCUAGCAUCGGAGCAUCCAUCUAUCAGCUUCCUUCACGUCUUCCCUGGCGUCGUGGCAACGCCGAUGAUGAAGAAAAGCAUGGGAUCCGUUGUUGGCUCUAUCUUGAGUUUCCUGACAAUACCCAUCUCCAUCUCGAUGUCGAAAAGCGGAGAAUGGAAUACCUUCCUUGCUACUUCAGCCGAGUACCCUGCCAAGAAUGCCUCUACUGGUGAAUAUCCAGGAUACUACCUUCUCAAUUAUAAUGGGAAUGACGCGACAAACAAGGCCUUGAUGGAGCAGCUUCGCAAGGAAGGGUUCCCAAAUACUGUUUGGAAACAUACCCUGGCCACCUUUGAUCGAAUUUGUGCUUAA
This is a messenger RNA of Penicillium cinerascens, 939 nucleotides long. Its product is annotated as short-chain dehydrogenases/reductase. The coding region runs from base 1 to 939 and encodes 312 amino acids. The record is from RefSeq and is a predicted model, not a curated record. NCBI's taxonomy places the organism in Eukaryota, Fungi, Ascomycota, Eurotiomycetes, Eurotiales, Aspergillaceae. The transcript has 2 exons. Gene Ontology annotation, biological process: secondary metabolic process.